Messenger RNA from Planococcus citri (citrus mealybug), 1797 nucleotides. Its product is annotated as UPF0547 protein C16orf87 homolog. NCBI's taxonomy places the organism in Eukaryota, Metazoa, Arthropoda, Insecta, Hemiptera, Pseudococcidae. The record is from RefSeq and is a predicted model, not a curated record. Bases 263 to 799 code for a protein of 178 amino acids. The transcript is spliced from 3 exons.
AUGUAAACAAAAAACUCAAAACACCGAAAUCACUGAAAUUUUUUUGGAAAAAAUUUUGAUUUGAAAAAUCGAAGUCGAACUUGAGUAAAUUCAAAAUUGGUUAAAAAUGUUCUGUUCGUCAUUGGAUUUUGAAUAGUUUCAAGUUGAAUGAACUAGUUUUUUGAAAUUGAACUUGUGGUGGCACAUUUUGUUGAAAAUUGAUGUACGUUUCGCGGAUGGUUGUACAUGAUGAGAAUUUUUUGAAAUAAAUGUCUGAAUAAUCAUGAAGAAGAAUAAGAUAAAUAAAAAGGCCUGCACCAAUUGUGGAUUAGAGGCAGCAGUUGCUCGAAAAGUGUGUAAUGGCUGUAAUACACCAUUUUAUACCAAAAGGCCGACGUAUUUUUAUGAAACUAAAGAAGGCGAAUCAUCAGGAUCUUCAGGCGUUGGAGCAUCGUCCUCUAACACCGGUACGAAUUCAAACACCAAUGAAGACGGUAGUCGAAGGCGUACCGAAAGGGUGAAACGAGAAAAACCUCAUUUCUACGACGCUUCAGAAUUUCAAAAUAAAAAUAAAAAGAAAAAAACGGAUAAAAAUAGUCCCAAAUCUUUAGCCGCCAAGCAAAGUAAAUCUCUGGCAGCUCAGCUCAAUAAAAAAGAAAAAAAACGCUUGAAAGAAAUAAAACUUCGUGAAUCGUUAGCUGAAGCGGAAGAUGAACGCAUUUAUGAAAGCAUUAUGACACCUGAGAAAGCUCAUCAAUUAGCAGUAAUUUUAGAAGAACUUAAUAAUAAAAUGGUAAUAUCUGCUUGGAAACCAUCUUGAAAUGGAUAACUAGAAAGAGAACAAUAGUUUGAAAAGUAUUUACCAUUUCAGUAAGUACCUAGUUUGUUAUAACGGUUGUUUCAUGUUAAGUCUAUUUGUCCAGAUAAAUUAAUUUUGUGAUAUAAUUUAAGAUGUAUGUUGUAUGUAUAUGCUACGCUAAAUCCGCGAAAUCACCUAAUGCGUGUAUUCGACAAAAAAGUUGCUAAUUGCGCGUGUUAAGGCAGAAAAAAAUGAAAAAAUUGUGCGAUAAAAUAAAUUCUAAAUUCGUACUUUAAUAAAUGGCAAGUAUUUGUAAAAAUAAGUUUUUUUUUCAAAUGUGAAAUUUCUGAUGUCAUCUUUACUUAACUGGUUCAUGUGGAUUCUAAAAUUUUCGAUUGUCCGAAAAAUAAUUUAAAGUUUUUUUUUGCCCCAUAAAAAUACCCUAAAUCGCGCAAUUUUUUAAUUUUUUUUCUGCCUAAUGCGCGCAAUUGUCAGCUUUUUUGUCGAAUGCACGCAUUAGGCAAUUUCACGGAUUUAUAUAGUGUAACGUAUAUUGAAAUCGCAUUUCAAGUUUGGAAUGGCAAUUCUAAGAUGUAAAUUAAAAUUGCAUUCCAAAUUUGGAAUGGUAACUAUAUUAUGUAUUUUGUACAGAAAUUUUUCGUAACGAAAUUAUAAAGUAAAUGAUGGUCUCCUAAAAUAAUCAGUUUAUAUUCUUUUUUAUUAAUAAUUCAGAAUUUUUAAGAACGUACUUUUUUUUGUUGAAGAAUACAUCUUAUUGAUUUUUGUUUUUAAAAAAAGACACCGUACAGUUAGGUAUGUAAUUAUUUUUCAUUUUAAUAACAGAUAACUUCGUUUAAUUUAGGUCAGUUCCUUGACAUGGAUAGGUAUGACAAUCAUGGCAAACUAAAUUGAAAGUUGUUAUUGUUAGAAAUGUUUGUAUGUAUUUGAAAAAACAUGACAAUAUUAUUUAGCUACACAUAAAGAAAACGGAGUAAUAAAUAAAUACAUAUCUUACCAUA